Messenger RNA from Brassica rapa (field mustard), 321 nucleotides. RefSeq names its product GDSL esterase/lipase At3g50400. The record is from RefSeq and is a predicted model, not a curated record. Lineage: Eukaryota; Viridiplantae; Streptophyta; Magnoliopsida; Brassicales; Brassicaceae.
AUGGCAAUCGUGUCUAGAGCUAAUAGUCCUCCUAAUGGCAUUGGUUUCAAACCAUCCCGUGGCAAUCCAACCGGCCGGUUUACCAAUGGCCGUACUAUAGCUGAUAUCGUUGGAGAAAAGCUAGGGCAACCAAAUUAUGCAGUUCCAUAUCUAGCACCAAACGCAAGUGGUGAUGUAUUACUAAAUGGUGUGAAUUGCGCAUUAUGUAGUGGUGGAAUUCACAGUGCUGCUGGAAGUGUAUUUUCCAUGGACCUUCUAAAACAUCCAGCAUUAACACUUGACUACUGGGCUCAUUUAGCUAAAAAACGGAAAUACGUGUAA